Rhagoletis zephyria (snowberry fruit fly) is the source of this 768-nucleotide messenger RNA. The record is from RefSeq and is a predicted model, not a curated record. NCBI's taxonomy places the organism in Eukaryota, Metazoa, Arthropoda, Insecta, Diptera, Tephritidae.
AUGGACACCAGCAAUGCUCAAACAGGACGCGAAAUUGAUCUUCUAGAACUAAAGGACACCCGCUUCAGAUUGCCUGGGAAUGUGGGCAUCUUUGUGAAUAACACUUGGCUGAAGAAGCUAGAAAAGAUGAACCAAGAGCAGCAACAGCAGCAACAGCAACAGACACAGCAACAUCCGCAGCAGCUUCAACCACUGAAAAGUACUGCGCUGACUAAUGAAGAGCUUUUGAAAAACCUCAAUGAAGACAAGCCCAUGCCCAACACAGACAUGUUCCUUGCAGAUGAUCGAGCCAUUCUGCAGUGUGAUGCCUUUGAAUGCCCCAUUCUUCUUGUGAAAGACUUUCAGGAGCUGUUUCCGAGUAACACGGCAAAUCUAAUUAAUGGCCUGACUGUGCUGACCAUCACUCAUAAGUCGCAAAAUGACAUGGCCGCCUGGUCUAGUGAAGUUAUCGCCGAGAGAGAUGAGUUGAUGGAAAAAUUUCUUUUCACUGCUGAUCGAAUGUGUUCUUAUCUUAAAAGCCAAGGUUUCUGGGCCGACUUUAUUGAUCCCGCCUCUGGAAGAGCGUAUCACGGCGAAUACACACCUUCCACGUUCUUUGAAACUGACGAGAGAUACCGCAAAUUCGGCUUUGAAAUUGAAGACCUCGGAUGUUGCAAGGUGAUUUCACACAGCAAAUGGGGCACCAAGGCGUUUGUAGGCGCUCUAUUUACAAACGCUCCAGUGGAUCACGCUUCAGUGCAGGCUCUUUGUAUUUAUAUGGAUGAUUAG